AUGAAUAACAUAACUAUAGGUUGGUUGAUAGUGGCCAUGGCGCUGGUGAUAUCGACGCUAUCGUUGGUGCUAUCUGUGCUAGGGCUUCUUCAUGUUGAAACUGACGAUGGUGCAUUGAUUCUGCUAAUCGUUUCUGGGUUUACAAUGGUGCUAGGCUUGGUCAUCUCAGCAGUAGUCUUGUUGACAACGAACUUCACAGUUGCAAUUGUCUGUGCUCCUCUCAUAUUGUACCUUUUCGAAUUGGUAUCGGGGAUCGUGUGGGUAAUAGGCAUCGUCCACAGGGCCCCGGCUGCUCGUUCGGGUGAACACACCUCCGCAAUGAUAGGUAUCUUCAUUAUAAACGAGGUGGCCGCCAGCAUGUGCCUUCCAAUUGCAUUACACUACUUUAGUUCCACUCACGGAGAGAGUCUGCCAGCGGACGAAGAACACACAAUAGGGCAAGCAGCAUCGACUCUAAAUGACUCGACUUCUGAGCGAAAGAAUAGUCCAGUGGACGACCAUGUAGAAAGCACAAGUGAAGGGAAUACCAUCAAAUCAAAUCACAGCGUUCCUGUUUCCAAAAAGGUAUCGGAAAGAACAUUAGUGGACCAGGCACCGCUAGUUCUCCUUCACAACCAAAUUCAACUUCAUCAGCAUAACAAUUCUCAGGAUUCCAAGUACACGGAUACCUUGAAGUUCAAGCAUAUUAGUGAAGAAUCCAAUCAAUUAUCCGUCUACUCGGACUUCAUUAAUGAAUCUAUUAAUAAAAAGCCAGGUGAGUAUGCCCAUUUCACAUCUGACAACUGGAUGGACUCUGGAACCAAAUUGUACUCAUUGGCAUUCCCUGCGGAAAUUCAACUGCAAAUUGUCAGCAAGAAGCCAUCCAUGCAAAGAAAGACUUCGUUUGGAAAGUUCAUGCUCACCCUGCAGCUGGUAAGCCUGUUACGCCGUGGUUCGUACACUUUGACUAACUCCAAAAGUGUUCCUACCUUUUUCAAGCAAAACAGAAAACUCGAAUCUGCAAUUCCUGACAAUUCAAAUCCCAAAUCCACCAAAUUUGUGGAAAUAGAGUCUUCAUUCAGGGCCCCACCUUCUUCAAGCACAGUAUUGGCUCAGGAAGCCGAUGCGGGAAAUCAUUUGGGUGUCGAGGGAGAAGUACUUCAAGAAAAUAAUAGACCAAUUUCAUUGAUAAAGUCGACCUCAGAAAAUUCUAUCGCUGAUAUCAUUAAUGGUAGAACUACUUUGGCUCAAGAACGUCAACGUUCUCAACAGGAGCAAGCCAUCAUUCAGGAUGACCCCGUGAAGACCGAACUAGACAAAAGUGUAAAACGCUCAAAGUCAGCCAGUUAUGUUGGAGGUCAUCGAAACAAAAUGAGAAGAAGGGAAGAACGGUGGAAGUCUAUAAAUGAUGAAAAGAUAUUCUUACUGCAGGUGAACGAGUCUUUGCUUCCAUCGGUCUUAAAGACUGGGGAGAGUCACAUUAUGGAAUUGAAAAGACAACAGGAGCAUAAUUCGCUUACAAACUCGAUUCCAUCCCCACUGAAACGACUGGUACUGGAGGCAUUCGUAGACUUCCCUCCAAGUGAACUCUGUAACGACUUCGGAGAGAUUGAUGACAACAAUGUGAGUAUCUACGAUGAUGAAGAUGAAGAAAACUUACCAAACAUUUCAGAAUUUGGUGAGAGACAACAAGAUGCAGAUGACUUAUCUGAUUUCAAGGGAUUCACUCAGGAUACAUUAGUACUCUCGCCAGAGGACCUAGAUUAUGAAGAUGAAGAUGUUGACGAUUUACAGAUUCCAAAAUCUGCUACUUAUCAGACGCCAGUGUGGAAAGGAGCAGAGGUGGAGAAGAAGCAGAAGAAAUCAUAUAUUUCUUUGCAAAAUUGGAAUAGCAAUUCCAAUUCCUGGAACGAAGAGAGACAGAGAAAUGGUUCUUCUUCAAAUAAUGGAGUGAUCAUAACCGUAAGUGAUGGAGAGGAUAACGUUAUUGAAGGGAAGACUGGAGCUGGUGUUGCUACUAGACGGCCACCAUUCAACAUGCUGAAUCGUUCUUUUAGCGCUCCAUCGUUGCACACAUUCAGGGAUUUCUCUUCCAAUUCCAAUAGUACCACAUCAAAUGCAGAUAAAGACCAGCAAAUCGCUACCGCUUCGACAGAUAUGACACUGCAUACAUUCGUCAAUAAGAACAACAAUUUAUAUCUUGAUUGCAAAACUCCGCCUGUGAAGACAGAGAAUUCUUCAUCUUCAUCUCCAAUUAAGAAAUUCUUCCAAGAAUCUCCUAGAAGAUUUAGUACCGUAUUCAAAAGACAAUCGAGACAGAGUCUUGAAAUAGAUCCUCGGGUAUUUGGACAUCAGCAUAACGGAUCGGUGGCUUCUAAUGCAUUUUCAUUGGGUUCCACCAAAUCCAAUUCUCCAAAGAAAUCACUUAAAUCAUUACUCACAAAGAAAAAUGUCAUCAAUACGCAUCGCAAAAACGCCUCUGUGCCCUCCAUGUCAUUUCCUUUGAAAGACAAGAAGUUGGAUAUUCAAUCUUCUAGCUGGUACACAACUGCCAACAACUAUUCCUAUGAAUACAAGAUGAGGGAUCCUAGAGAGGUAGCCGAUGCCCUUGAUCGCUGGGAGAUGGACAUUCACCCUACUCCUACUUCUGGUCAAUCGAGAGUCAGCUCAGUUCCAAGUGCAGUUAUCGGCGAAUAUGAUAGGGAAAAAUGGAGAACACUAAAGGCACUUGAAAAUCAAGAAAGCAUCAUGUUGAAUUUGAAUGAGUUCUAG
Molecule: messenger RNA, 2751 nt
Organism: Dujonia railenensis
Lineage: Eukaryota; Fungi; Ascomycota; Pichiomycetes; Serinales; Debaryomycetaceae
Source: the annotation of a GenBank genome assembly